CGCGUGGCGGAAUUGUGGGUGAAGCAGUGGUGUAGCUGUCAAAAUACCCUCAAAAGUGCGAAAGAAAAAUUGUGUUGGGAUCAGGAAAAAAUGGAAAUUACAUCACAGACAAAUGGUAUAACGGCGACUACACGCAAAAAGGAUGGCACAGAGAUCAAGGAGAACCUAUGGUCCGAGAUCCUGGGCGAAGUACAAAAGCAGGGCAGCACAAAGUUGCCAUCCAAUAAGUCGGUGCUCGUCGUGGGAGACAAUGCGUCUGGGAAGACCAGCCUCAUUGCCAAGCUUCAAGGUGUUGAGGAUCCCAAGAAGGGCUCAGGACUUGAGUACGCCUACAUAGAUGUCCGUGAUGAAUACAGAGAUGACUUGACACGAUUGGGAGUUUGGGUACUGGAUGGUGAUCCAGGUCAUACAAAUCUCCUCAAAUUCGCUCUCAAUGAAUCGAGCUACGCACACACUUUGGUCAUGCUCACUGUGUCCAUGAAUACACCGUGGUCGUGGCUGGAGCAGCUGCAGCACUGGCUCAAGAUUCUGGCUGAGCAUGUGGAUAAGCUGAAGCUGGAGACGGAGGAGCGUCAGGCGGCCCGGCAGAAACUCGUCACGGCCUGGCAGACGUACUGCGAGGCUGGUGAUGACUUAGAUCCGGGAUCGCCUAUGAAGAGGAGCACAAGGCUUUCGUCGGCAGAUGAUGAAUUAGACGCGUUACCACUGCCCGAAGGGGCGCUCACCACAAACCUGGGCCUCGACAUUGUAGUCGUUGUGACAAAGACUGACUACAUGAGCACCCUGGAAAAGGAGUUUGACUAUCGGGAUGAGCACUUUGACUUUAUGCAGCAGUGGAUAAGGAGAUUCUGUCUGGCGCAUGGCGCCUCAUUGUUCUACACAAGUGUUAAAGAAGACAAAAACUGUGAUCUACUUUAUAAAUAUUUAACGCAUCGAAUUUACGAUCUGCCGUUUCGAACACCAGCUCUUGUCGUUGAGAAAGAUGCUGUUCUCAUUCCUGCUGGCUGGGACAACAUGAAGAAAAUAAGUAUCCUGUACGAGAAUAUGCAGACUUGCAAACCUGAUGAUUACUACACGGAUAUCGUUGUUCCUCCUCCACAGCGGAAGACUGCAACAAAUCGGGAAACUGAGGUGCAUCCGGAAGAUGAACAGACAUUCUUAGCGCGUCAGCAGCAACUUCUGCUUCAGGGACAAGCACCAACACGAGGAGAGUCUCCAAUGCGAUCGCAACCGGGUGCUAAAGUAUCCCCGCGAACGCCAAUUUCCGGUAGUCAAGGAUCGCCCAAUAAGAAGAUUGAUGCCAAACUGACGCCAGGGACGCCUGGUGGGGAGGGAGUCUUGGCGAAUUUCUUCAAUUCACUGCUUAAUAAGAAAUCUGGGACUCCCGGGGGUCCCACUGGUGAUGUGAGUGGGAGCCCGAGGAGUCCGGGAGUUGGGGGUAUUGCGAGACAGCCGCCAAAUGGCUUGGAAGAGGGUGCUGGGGAGAAGAUGAGUGUGAGGACGGAUGCUGCAGCGGAACUCGAUAGACUUACGAGGAGUGUCGUGAGUAAAAAGGAGGCAGAAUAUGCGGCGCAGAGUGAUUGUUGAAGGAGUGAAAGGGGAAUGAUAAAAAAAGGUGGGAUAUGAACAUUUUUAACAACUGCAACAUUCUGAUAUUCCAAAAAAAGAAAAGGUUAAGAGAUUUAGAGAGGAACAGAGUCACACAGAAUGUCUUCGGAAUGAGAGAGAGAGAGAGGAAGGAUCCUCUGGGUUUAAGUUUCCUUUUUUUAUAAUGCAUUGUCCUUCCCGGAAAAUCUCUUUUUUUUUUGGUACUGUACUCGUCCUCGGUUUCUAAUUUAAUUAUCUCUGUGCAAUUUAUCCCUGCCCUCGAAUUAAAUAAUUCCCAGUCCAUGGAAGGUCCUUCCACAAAAAAUAAAAUGUCCUUAGCAAGUGUUUAUUUUUUUUUGUCUGUAUAGAAAUGAAUAAAUUCUUAAGAGAAAGAGCCAUUUCCCAGCGGAAAGAGAUUGAGAUGAUAAGGAGGGCGAUGUCUUUUGUAUAGAUAAACUUAAUGAAGAUAAAAAGAACUCGUAGAUGAGCGAAUACUUGAGAGGAGUUAUUAAAAUAAUAAAAAAAAAGAAAAUAUAAUUAUAAAGUGCUGCUAAAAAAGUAUUUAUUUUGAGUAAUUACUAUAAAUAAAAAAUAUUUUGAGAGAGAAAGUUGAGAGAGAGAGAGAGGAAAUUUAACAUGAUUUUACAAUUUAAUGUUAGAUGAGAGAUAAAUUUAAUUUAUUUUUUACUAUUUUUUAUUUCUCCAUCUGUUCAACAAAAUAAUUAAAAAAAAGUCAUUUGUAAAUCCUUUUUAGCCAUUCAUGAGUCUCCCAAAAAAAUCAUUUCAAUCAUUUUGAUUAUACAUUUUCCUCCCGGAUAAAAAACUAUUUCAGAAAAGAAAAGAACCAAAAUUGCACACUAAAUUUUUGCACAAUUCUUCGACAUUAAAAAAUUGUCUUCGACUAAUAAGACAAUUUUAAAAAAAUUCUAAUAGAGGAAUAACAAUUUCCAUGGUGGAAAAUUUAAAAAAAAAAGUUUUUGUAACAUUUUUUCGAGAAAAGAGAUGGAAAAAAUAUUGAUACUCUUCCCAAGACAAGAAUAAUUAACAGAAAAAAAAAGAAUAUUUAUAAUAUUUGUGCUUUGGUGAUUUUUUUGGCGGAAAAAUCACCGUGAAAAUUUAAUGUAAUAUAGCAAAUUGAAAAUAAAAGAGAACCAACUCAA
Phlebotomus papatasi is the source of this 2747-nucleotide messenger RNA. It is a transcript of the gene Dlic, whose product is annotated as cytoplasmic dynein 1 light intermediate chain 1. Gene Ontology annotation, biological process: microtubule-based movement; microtubule cytoskeleton organization. Gene Ontology annotation, cellular component: cytoplasmic dynein complex; centrosome. Gene Ontology annotation, molecular function: dynein heavy chain binding. The transcript has 7 exons. The coding region runs from base 91 to 1587 and encodes 498 amino acids. The record is from RefSeq and is a predicted model, not a curated record. Lineage: Eukaryota; Metazoa; Arthropoda; Insecta; Diptera; Psychodidae.